Culex quinquefasciatus (southern house mosquito) is the source of this 3441-nucleotide messenger RNA. RefSeq names its product calpain-C (gene CalpC). NCBI's taxonomy places the organism in Eukaryota, Metazoa, Arthropoda, Insecta, Diptera, Culicidae. Gene Ontology annotation, biological process: proteolysis. Gene Ontology annotation, cellular component: cytoplasm. Bases 1118 to 3178 code for a protein of 686 amino acids. The transcript is spliced from 11 exons. Gene Ontology annotation, molecular function: calcium-dependent cysteine-type endopeptidase activity; calcium ion binding. The record is from RefSeq and is a predicted model, not a curated record.
CAUUCACUCAGUUCGCUGGGAACGUUCGUCGGGGACCGUCGCAGACCUUUUCGUAGAGUGCCGUUUCGUUUCGGAUUUCUUUGUUGGUGGACACUUCAGUGGUUGGAAUCGGUUCACCAGCUGCGAGCGCGAGAAAAGCGGUCAAAUCGGCGCUGUUCAACGGUGCACGAAAGAUUCCAGGAAGAAGGCUAGGAAAACAACAAAAAACGGCAAGUGACGAACCCGCAAACCCCGUUGGCAAACACAGUGAAUUCGAGUGUGACCGGAAGAAAGGUUUCCCAGAGUUGCCAAAUUGGGCGAAAUUUAUGCGUCGCGACAAAGUGCGAAAAAAAAGAGUGGCGGUGACAUCAUCUACAACCUGUUUAACCAGAAGUGUUGAAAAAUCGACAGUCGAAGCUUAGAAGUGUGUCCAAACUAACUUGUUUAAAUCUCAGUGGGUGAAAGAUAACGCAUCGUUGAGCUUUCAAAGUGAAAAUUUUCCUCCCCCACUCGUCAAUUCUGUUGAAAGCUUAGCAAAAAAAGUAAAAUUGUUGUGAAGGUGUUCAUCAGUUUUUUGCAACUACUGAAAACAGAAAGUAUUAGUGCAGUGAAAUUCGUUCGCAAUCGGUGAGAAUUGAUAACAAGAUUUUUUGCUGAAACAAAAAAAGAAGAAAAAGUUUUGACGACUUGUGAAGCUGCCAGCAUAAAAAAGUGUCGAAAAACCUGUUUUAUUAAAUCUGCCAACGGAAAAGAAGAAAAGAUUUUAAAAAGUGCAGCAAUCGAGCUUCUCUUCUCUGUGGCGUGGAAUUUCUUUGGCUGAACGGAUUUUAUUCAUCGGUAGGAGUGGAAGUGGGAGAGCCUGGCGAUCGAUUCACGCACACAUUUUUUAACCGUUUUAUUCAUUGGAUUUGGGACGACACGUGAUGGAUCUUUUGCACGAAUAACAAACAAAGCCCACGCGCCCCUCAUUGCCAUCCGUGGUCACCGUCGUCGUCUUCCGUGCUCCCCAUUCGCCGCCACGAGAUGAGAUGAUCGUGUGUGGCGCCCGGGCUAGGUUAGACGACCUUCACCAUUCCACUGCAGCAGCAUCCCCACCAACGGCAUCGCGACGGCGCACUCAACGGAACACGGAUCUGCCAUGACUUCGUCGUACGAGCGAAUCAAGGCCGAGUGCAAGCAGAAGAAUGUCCUCUGGGAGGACGAGGACUUCCCGGCGACCCAGUCGUCGGUGUUUUACCACCAAACCCCGCCCUUCACCUUCCAGUGGAAGCGCCCGCACGAGAUUACCCAGAACCCGGUCUUUGUCAACGAUUCGACGGCGCAGUUCGACAUCGUGCCGGGCAAGAUGGGCGACCGGUGGCUCGUCAGCUGCCUGGGAGUGCUGUACCUUUCGAAGGGCCUGUUCUACCGGGUCGUGCCCGCCGACCAAAACUUCGACAAGCCAUACUACGGGAUGUUCCGCUUCCGGCUUUGGUGGUGUGGCGAGUGGUUGGAGGUUCUAGUCGACGAUAGAUUACCAACGAUCAACGGCAAGCUGGCCUUCCUGCAGGCCCAGAACUCCAACUCAUUCUGGCCGGGGCUGCUGGAGAAGGCUUACGCCAAAUUACACGGGUCCUACGAAGCUUUAAAGUACGGCACACUGCUGGACGGCCUGGCGGAUCUCACCGGCGGCAUCACCGAGUCGAUAUCGAUCAAAACCGACAGCAAUAUCCUGAUACGACCACCGCUGCUACACUCGCUACUAGACACGACCAGCAUCGUGACCUGUACGGUGAACAACGGCACGACGACGCAGAUCCGGAACGCGACAGAGGCACUGCCAAACGGUCUCCACGUGGGGAUCAACUACCGGUUAUGUUCACUGGAUAAGGCCGAAACCGUAAUGGGCGACACGGUCCAGCUGGUCCGGUUGCGGAACCCGCUCGCCCAAACCAUCAGCAAAACCGCCAGCUUCAACGGCGACUGGUCCUCCUUUUCCAACUCCUGGGAGCGCGUCACCAUGAACGAACGCAACCGGCUCAUCGAACAGCUCGAAGUGGGCGAGUUCUGGAUGUCCUUCUUCGACAUGACGCAAACCUUCACCCACCUCGAGUGCGUCCACCUGGACUCGGACACGGCCCGGGACGAACCACAGCUCUCGGACAAGAACCGACGCUGGCUGAUGCGGCUGUACCAGGGCGCCUGGAAGCGCGGCGUCACGGCCGGCGGCUGCCGCAACAAUCCGGACUCGUUCCACAUCAACCCCCAACUGCAGCUCUUCCUAAGCGAAAAAGAGGAUGUGAUAAUCUCGGUCAACCAGCACAGCGUGCUGGAACCCAAAGUGAUCGGCUUUACGGUGUAUAAUCUUAACAAUGUUCAAAACAUCAACGGUUGCCUCUCGAAGAACUUUUUCAAGAAGCACAAGAGCUUAGUCAACUCCCAGUAUACCAACUCGCGCCAGAUAAGCCACCGCUGCACGCUGGACACCGGCCGGUACCUGAUCAUGGCGACGACCUUCGAGCCGGCCGAGGAGGCGUCCUUUAGUGUGCGCGUGCUCGGAUCGACGAUCCGGCUCGCCCUUCUCGAGACACAAACCAUGCUGCUGCUGGAUCCGUUUCCGCUGCUCAACUCCAGCGCCAAGAUAUCGAUGGACUCGGCGAACAACAACGUGAACAACAACAACAACAACAGCGUGUCGGCGACGACGAGUACGGCGCAGUACGAGCCGGUGUUUAUGCAGCUGGCGGACGAUCAGAGGACAUUAAACUGCUUCGACCUGCAAGAACUGCUGGAGGCGUGCCUACCCAACGACUACAUCCGAAGCUGUGCCAGUCUAGAAGUGUGCCGACAGGUUGUCUGCCUGAUGGACAAAACCAACCGCGGCCGAAUAAAUUUCAACGAUUUCAACAAGUUCAUGGUGAACCUGAAGACCUGGUGGGGCGUGUUCAAGAUGCACACGAAGGAAAAGUCCGGCAUCCUGCGGGCGGAACGGUUCCGCGAUGCGCUGUACGACGUCGGCUUCCAGCUUAGCACGGACAUUCUGUCGAUUUUGAUUCUGAGAUACAUGAGGAGGGACGGAACACUCCGGUUAUCGGACUUUAUAUCGGCCAUCCUGCAUCUGACGAUGGCGUUCGAGCUGUUCAAGGCCAAGGACACCAACCAGGAUGGGGUCAUCAGCAUGGGAAUGACGGAGUUUAUCAAAUCGGUGUUCAUGUGUUGACCGCCUGAACCGCCCAACUGCGAAGACAACGUAGUUUCGAAAACCGUUAACGAUAGAAGAUUUAAGAGAGUACCACUCGUGUAUAGUUUAUAACUUGUUUAACAUUUGUUUUAAUCGAAUCGAGACGUAUGAACAACCUAGCCUGUAAAUGUUUUCAGCGCUUGUGCAAACAAUUAGAAACAAAUUUGCUCAUUAACAUUACUAGUAAUAGUUGUUUUGUAAACUGAUUAGUUGAUAAAUAAAACGCAAAAUUUGUACAUAAU